AUGGCAAAAUGGGGCUUUGUCUUUAUAUUUUUGUAUGCAACUAUAAUUAGACUUGUUAUUCCAACCGAAUGUUGCGAUCAUGAUCCCUCAACAAGCCUUUUCAUCUUCGGUGAUUCAUUUUUUGAUUCUGGAAACAAUAACUAUAUAAACACUACUUCUAAGGCAAACUAUUUUCCAUAUGGUGAAACCUUCUUUAAGCACCCAACUGGCAGAUUUUCCGAUGGCCGACUUGUUCCUGAUUUUAUUGCCGAAUACGCGAAGUUGCCGUACAUUCCACCAUAUUUACAGCCGGGAAAUCAUGAAUAUACUUAUGGGGUGAACUUUGCUUCUGCUGGGGCUGGUGCUCUGCUCGAAACUCGCCAAGGAUUAGUGAUAGACCUUAAAACUCAGCUUGGUUAUUUCAAGAAUGUUAGCCGGUUGCUGAGUCAGAAACUUGGGGACAAGAAGGCCAAAGUUCUGCUCUCAAGAGCUGUUUACUCGUUUAGUGUUGGAAACAAUGAUUACUCAUUUCUCUUUGAGAAAAACUCUACUGUCCUUCCCUCUUACUCUGCUCAACAGUUGGUGGGGCUGGUAAUUGGCAACAUAACUAAAGUGAUUCAGGAAAUAUAUGAGAUCGGAGGAAGAAAAUUUGGGUUCCAAAGCUUGGAGCCUCUGGGCUGUGAGCCGUACGCGAGAGUAUUUGAAGGGACUAAACCCGGUGCCUGCUUCGACAAAAUCACCCCAUUUCUAAAAUUGCACAACAAAGAACUCUCCAUGCUCUUAAAAAAGCUGCAGUCCAAACUCGACGGAUUCAAAUACUCACUUGUGGAACUCCACUCACUUCUACAAGAAAUGAUAGAUCAACCUUCAAACUUUGGUUUUAAGGAAGGAAAGGUGGCAUGUUGUGGAAGUGGUCCGUACAGAGGAAUUUCAAACUGUGGGGGGAGAAGAAGAGUGAAAGAGUAUGAACUAUGCGAUAAUGUUAGCGAUUAUGUCUUCUUUGACUCUGGUCAUCCCACAGAAAAGGCCAACCAGCAAAUUGCCGAACUAACAUGGAGUGGAAAGCCUAGUGCCACAGGACCAUACAAUUUCAAAGCAUUAUUUGAUCUUAAGUAAAAUGUUGUUAUG
Molecule: messenger RNA, 1107 nt
Organism: Morus notabilis
Lineage: Eukaryota; Viridiplantae; Streptophyta; Magnoliopsida; Rosales; Moraceae
Product: GDSL esterase/lipase 1-like
Exons: 5
Coding region: 1-1095 (364 amino acids)
Molecular function (GO): hydrolase activity, acting on ester bonds
Source: RefSeq, a predicted model, not a curated record